AUGAAAGUUCUCUCAGUAUUUAUGAUGCUUGUUUUCGGUACAUUCGGCGGAAAUCUGCAACAUUACGAUCGUGAAUUGUCGACAAUUAAACUGCUGUAUUAUAGUCCCACCAUCACCUGGUACGAUGAUCCAAUUGAGAUAACGCGAGAAUGGAAAUACGUUGGUGACAUUUCCCCUUCUCGCAAAUAUUUAAAACUUCUAAUUCACGGUUGGAAUGCUGAUUCAGAUCACGUUGCUUUGGAAACUGUUAAAAAUUCCUACAUGAAGAUUAAUACGAGUCACCUUCUGAUGGCAGACUGGAGAGAAAUUGCAAGUAUGCGUUACAUAACAGCUCGUGAACUAAUUCCACUCAUAGGAAAGCAGAUUUGUCAGCUUUUAAGAAAGUUUGUUGAACAAGCUUUAAUCGGUCCCGAUAGGAUGCACAUUAUUGGUCACAGUUUGGGCGCACAUAUUGCGACACAUGUUGGACGAUGUUUUAACGGAGAGAUUUCCAGAAUGACAGCAUUGGAUCCGGCUGGUCCACUUUUCAACUCAAUCAGUGUCGAUGCACUUAAUAAGAAUGACUUUAAAUUUGUUGAUUCCAUUCACACAUCAGCGGGUUUUGCAGGUGAAUUUGAAAUGAGAUCACAUGCAGAUUUUUAUCCCAAUGAUGGAAAAGCACCGCAACCUGGUUGUGAGCUUCUUGACGUUUUGACUUUGUCAGGUUGCAGCCAUUUCCGAGCACCGCUCUAUUUCUCGGAAUCCAUUUUAAUUCCUCAAUCGUUCAAUGCAUUUAAAUGCGAUUUAUUGUUCAUCAAAUCACAAACAUGUCUCAAUUUCUUCAAUGCAUCUGACAUGAUUGUCAUGGGUGAGCAAAUUGACAAAAGGAUAAGCGGUUCGUUCUAUUUGGAAUCAUUUAGCACAUUUCCAUAUGGAAAAAGUUCAUACCCAGCGAUAAAAGAAGUUUAACGAACAGC
Molecule: messenger RNA, 956 nt
Organism: Clunio marinus
Lineage: Eukaryota; Metazoa; Arthropoda; Insecta; Diptera; Chironomidae
Source: the annotation of a GenBank genome assembly